AUGCCAGAAGUUCAAGACAAAAUAAAUAUUGAGACCCGUAGGUCUACCACUCCGGGAAAGCGUGUCAUCCUUGUGCAGGGGCCAUGGGACAUAAAUAUAUGCAAAUAUAAGAACGGUGCGAAAAUGGUUUUGCAUUUUGUUGGGCUUGCGGGGUUGGGUCACAGCCACAGCUUGCUUUCCCUUCAUUGA
Messenger RNA from Laccaria bicolor S238N-H82, 189 nucleotides. RefSeq lists its product as uncharacterized. The record is from RefSeq and is a predicted model, not a curated record. The transcript has 2 exons. The coding region runs from base 1 to 189 and encodes 62 amino acids. Lineage: Eukaryota; Fungi; Basidiomycota; Agaricomycetes; Agaricales; Hydnangiaceae.